Molecule: messenger RNA, 8913 nt
Organism: Xenopus tropicalis (tropical clawed frog)
Lineage: Eukaryota; Metazoa; Chordata; Amphibia; Anura; Pipidae
Gene: olfm3
Product: olfactomedin 3
Exons: 6
Coding region: 477-1847 (456 amino acids)
Cellular component (GO): extracellular region; synapse
Source: RefSeq, a predicted model, not a curated record
GGCAUUUACAGAGAAGCAGCAGCAGCAGCGACGGCUCCUCGGAUCCAAUGAGGAGGUGGAGAUUAGGCAGGAGAAUUGUGCUGAGGGGGUGAGGGAGCCCAGUACACUAAGUGCAUGCACAAACGGCCAGAAUACUGAGAGGAGUGUAAAGUGAGCACUUUUGUCAGAGCUCUUUGAGGGUGGCAGUUUUAGACCCUUUUCCACCUCACUCUGCCAAUCAUGCUCUCCUAUAGAAGAUACGUCCCCCAAAUCUCUGCAAGCAGAGCCCCCCAGAGUCUGUAUGAUGUCACAUCCGUUGCCCAGGUCUGAGCACCUCUCCUAGAAGCUCUCUUGCCGCCCCCCUGCACCUUUCAUCCAGCCCCCUGCUUGCCUGCUGCUGGGCUACAAACUUUGCCGGCUGGAUCAGCACCAAGGACAGCGCACGAUGUGGAGCAAGAAGCAUUGCUGAUGAGCUGGCCAGACAGGGGAGCAGUAUCAUGCAGUCUCCUCACAGCCGCCUCCUCCUCCUCCUCACCCUGCUCUCUCUGCUGGAGCCUUCCAAGACCCAGAUCAGCCCUAGGGAGGGUUGGCAGGUAUACAGCUCAGCCCAGGACUCUGAUGGACGCUGUAUAUGUACUGUGGUGGCACCGGAGCAAAACCUGUGCUCUAGAGAUGCCAAAAGCAAACAGUUGCGACAGCUGCUGGAAAAGGUCCAAAAUAUGUCCCAGUCCAUAGAGGUGCUGAACCUCCGUACAGAGAGAGACUAUCAGUAUGUGCAGAAGAUGGAGACCCAAAUGAAGGUGGUUAGAGUCAAAUUCAGACAGAUUGAAGAGGACCGCAAGACACUUCUAACUCGCCACUUUCAGGAUCUAAAGGAGAAAAUGGAUGACCUGUUGCCACUGAUCCCAGUUCUAGAGCAAUAUAAAACAGAUGCUCAACUUAUCACCCAGUUUAAAGAAGAGAUACGGAAUUUAACUGGAAUUUUGACCAACAUCCAACAGGAGAUUGGAGCAUUUGAUUAUGAAGAGCUGCACCAGAGAGUUCUAGGACUGGAGACAAGGCUCAGAGACUGCAUGAAAAAACUUACUUGUGGCAAAUUAAUGAAGAUUACAGGACCAGUAACUGUGAAGGCCUCUGGUCCAAGGUUUGGCGCUUGGAUGACUGAUCCAAUUGCAUCUGAGAAAAACAAUCGAGUCUGGUACAUGGAUGGAUUCACAUCCAGGAUUGUGCGGGAAUAUAGGUCAAUUGCAGAUUUUGUCACAGGAACAGAGUCUAGGACUUACAACCUUCCAUAUAAGUGGGCUGGCACUAGUCAUCUGGUAUACAAUGGAUCCCUGUUCUUCAAUAAGUUCCAAAGCAAUAUUGUUAUCAAGUAUAGCUUUGCAACUGGAAGAAUACUCAAUCAGCGGAGCUUGGACAAUGCUGGCUUCAACAAUGUCUAUCCAUACACAUGGGGUGGCCACUCGGACAUAGAUCUGAUGGCUGAUGAGUUUGGAGUCUGGGCAGUAUAUGCAACAAAUCAGAAUGCUGGAAACAUUGUCAUCAGUCAGCUGCGACAGGAUACACUAGAAGUUGUAAAAAGCUGGAGUACGGGAUACCCCAAGAGAAGUGCUGGAGAGUCCUUUAUGAUCUGUGGUACCUUGUAUGUCACCAACUCCCACCUUACUGGAGCCAAGGUCUUUUACUCAUACUCCACCAAGACCUCUACAUAUGAGUACACAGACAUUCCCUUUCACAACCAAUAUUUUCACAUAUCUAUGUUGGAUUACAAUUCACGGGAUCGUGCCCUUUAUGCCUGGAACAAUGGACACCAGGUACUCUUCAAUGUCACUUUGUUUCACAUCAUCAAGACAGAUAAUGAUGCAUGAUGUGGAACACAAUCCCUCCUUCAAAUGGAACACUUGCUUGCCUCUGAACAGUUUGUUCAUUCUCUGUCCAUUUUCCUUUUGUCUCAGUAUACUACAUUCAUUUCAUUUAUCCUUUAGAUGUUCACAGUAUAAAUUCCCCUGAGGAUUUCAUAGUUGUAUACUGUAUCAUACAAGAUAACAGUUUAAUAGAGCAGGACAUAUAUUCCACCUCCAGCCAUCAGUCAGCACAGUCUGUUCUACAGACAUAUAGUGUUAUAUCAAGCAGAGCCACAGAUAAAGAAAAAGGGGCCUAGGGCAAACCAGAAAGGCCAAGAGCCCCAGCUUCUGAAAUUAACUACAUAAAUCAAAGAUGUCUGACCUUGUUGGACUACAACUAUUAUCUUUGGGAUAACUGCAGGAUAGACACCCAAGAUGAUAAUAUAAAAAAUAUUUAUUGCACAUUGUAAUAAUAUAUAAGUUAAACACCUGCCAAGGAAAAUUACAAAAAUAUGGGAAACUGCACAGACAAUGUAUGUCUUGCACAAUCCCGGUGUAGAUCGAUUACAUUACAAAAGCAAUCUAGCAGGCGGUUUAUUUCUAAGGUCAUGUUUAAAGAACAGGGGCUUUGGGCAAAUGAUUGCUUACUGCCUAAGCUGCCCCCUCACUCCAUGGCUGUGGUUAGAGAGAAUUUAUAUGGAUAAGGGCUGUCCAACAUGAGGUCCAUGGGUCCGAUAUGGCCCCCCCAAGAAAUUUUCAUGAUCACCAGACUGGUCAUGAUAUCCAUUGCCCUUUACGGAUUAUACGAUGAUUAUAUUAUGUAUUAUAAUGAAUAAAUUACAUCCUGGAUUAAGAGAAACAAUAGGAUAUUCCAAUAAGAGAAGAUGCUGUCUUGAACACUAAAAGACAUGUACAUAUAAAGGAGACAUAAUGGUAAUAAUCACUUUGUGUUCAUCAAAUGUCCAAAUUAAUGGUUUCUUUUUAUUAUUAAGACACUAAAACAUUAACUGUAUCACCACUUUUAAACUUAUAUAUUCCUUUUUGUUUUUGCUAACAAGCCUUACUGCCAGAUUCAGUUUGAUUAAAAGAUAUUGUAUGGUUUAAAACCCAUUGUAAUGAAUCAAGAAUUAGAUUUGGGGCUAAGUUUAUCACAUUAGAUUCAAUGGAAUACAUUGGCUGACCUAAUAUCAAAUAGUCUGUUUCUUAACAGCUAUAAAGUGCCUGUCUGCGCAGUUCUCAUGCUAAAUAUUCUCAAGAUGCUGGCACAGGUUAAUUAGUAAUAGCGUUCCAGUGAUGUAGAAGUUGUGUGUGACCUAGCCAACCCCAGCAUAACUGUAUGUGCUCAAUAUUAUAGCAGAAGGUAAGGGUAUAAUUCUAAUCAACAUUAAGCUCAUGGUUAUUCUAUUCUUGACUAUAUAAUUCAGGGCCCCAAAUACAGAUAGAUCUGACCUAACAAACUUUGUCACACACAGUCACAUCAUUUUUCUCAUUAAAAUCAAUUUAAAGUCAUAUAAAUCUGUUCAGUCUGUAUUUUGAGGGUCAUGCCUUUCACCCUGUAGCUCUGGACUGUCACUGAUACCAUAUACGUCCUAAUGAGGGUCAGUAGGCAAACAGGUUUUCACAUAAUCACAUAAUUGCUGGCCCUAUGCAUUGACAUAUUGGUGGCACAGUGGUACAGACUGGUCAAAUUACUCAAAACAUUGUUUUGGGUGGUCAGAUUUAGGGGCAUAUAUAUAAAUGUGUGCAAAAUGGUAUACGACAAGAAACUGUGUUAACCAUUUGCCUGCCAACAGCAAAGAGGAGAGGGCUCAUUUACAAAUUUUUUAGGACAUAGAAUGUAGGGUGCAAAAUGCAAUUUCGCUAGUUUUUUUUUUUUUUUACCUGCAAUGCAGCAUUUUAUUCCGAUAAUUCCAGCAUAAUCAAAGUUGAAAGGAAUAAUGUGCCUAAUGCUUGCAGCUGUGCUUACACUUCACUGCAAAUCUGGCACAGUUGCACUGAAAAUGUUCUGAUUUUGGUACUUCUUUAUGAAUGAUGCCUGAGUCAGUUUCUUUAUACAUAAGUGUGCAUCAAUUAUUGACACAAACUGCCCAGGAACCUUCUGAGGUGGUGGCAGUUUCAGGAUUCCCCUGUGUCAGUAAACACAUUGCUGUGAUUUGCAAGAAGGGGCAGAAGGGGCGGGGCCUUACAGGCAGGGAAGUGCCACUAAUAACUGCAAGGUGCCAUUUUUUGACUCAAGUACUAUAGAAUUAAACAGUAUCUUUCGUAAACUUACUGCACUAAAUUUGCACAACCACAACUGCACUUUUUGAUUGUAAAAGAGCCCUUCUAUGUUGUUGGCAAGGAAGUAAACAAAAUGCCACAAAAGAAGAAUCUACAUUUUUAAUUUUCCACUUAAAAAUAAAACAUAAUGCUUAACAACAUGCUUUUCUCAUAGUGGCUACUGGUGCUAAAAUAGCUAAUAAAAGCUAAAAGCUAAAAUCAAUGUGGUAUAUAUACAUUGUAUAUAUAUAUAUACUGUAUAUACCACAUUAAUGCCACCAUUUAUGCCCUUAUUUUACAUCAGCUCCAACCUGGCAUAACCCACUAAGGUUACUGGGCACACUUGGUGACACUUGGUGACAAAUAUGCAUAAAAUCGUUAUGCAGCUUUUUAAAUACACAGGAUUUUACAUGGUGUUAAUGUGACAAUAUAUAGUGUGUUUCAAAGCCUUUUUUACACAGCUUUAUAAAUAUGCCCUAUAGAGUCUAUCACUUGUACAAGCAGCUCCUAGUACAGAGAAAGAGGCAGUAAAUAAUGAGUGGGGUUUAAGCUUUGUACAGAAAGUACAUGGUGGGAGAUUCCAGUUUCCUUCUAGAAGGGUGUGUAUUCAAGACAGUACAUUUAAUUAACGUUAAUAUUCAAGAAAGUACAUUUAAUUAAUGUUACUUUUAGGGCUUUCUCUGAUCUACAUCUGACAGGAAAAAGAAAGAACAGACCGCAGCAACUGUGUUGGUUUUCUACAUGAACAAAUGCUCAUGUCUCUGAGUAGACAAGAAGGGAGAGAAGCAGAGAUCAGAUAAGCAGCUGCAAUACAAAGAGCCAUCAUAACAUUUAUUCUUAAGCAUUUUCAGAAGGGAAUAUUGGUAAAGCAGAAGCGGCCAAGUUUUCGAUCUUUUAGUUUGAUCCAACCGUGGGUAUUGCCCAAAGCAUUGAAGAGGUUAAAUAGGGCUCUGGUGUUUUUCUCUGAAAUUUUAUCACUGAAUUAUCCAGUGGCAAGUUUAAUGAUCUGUAAUUAUAAAACCCUGAGGCGGUCUCAGCUAAUAAGUCAUAACGAUGGACAAUUAUCUGGUCUAUUAGUCCAGGAAAAUCUAUUAAUACCGUCUGUGUGUGACAAAGUGACUGCGUUACGUGUCAGUCUCCCACCUGAUAAAACAACACCAGGGUUAUUAAAAGAAACAUGAAAAGAAUGUAAUUUCUUAAAAGUUUCUGCCUGGCAAACUUCUAUUUCAUCUGGAGAUACUAGGAGAUCAGUAUAUUGUCAGUAGAUACAGGCUCAGAGACAAACAGAUUUUUAUAUAAAGACGGACCCAACCCUUGGUUAAGAUCCUGUUAAAGUACAAAUCCCAGCGACCCGCCACCAACAAACUCUUCCUAAUAUACCUCCUGUCUUCUACUUUUCAUACCAUAAGUGCAGGCCAAGGGCAGUCACCUCUAUUUACUGCCUCAGCUCUGCUGGAGGUGUGUAUAAUGGAACCCCUUUGUACCGUUACCCCAAUUCCAUCCAUAUAAUCUGUGUUUGUUUAUGUGUAAUACUGUCUUUAUGUACAGUAUCCUUAACUUACCUUUGUAUAUUAUUGCCUUUUAUGUUUUGAUUUCAUACAGUAUCUCUGUAACCGCAUCUGCUCCCUCCCCUUGCCAUAUCUUAUCUUCUGCCAUAUGCAUUCACCGUGCAAUCUAAUAUUCCCAUCUGCAUUACCUGGAGGAAAGAAAUAUCUGAGCCCAUAAAGGAUGGGGCCACUGGCCGAACUGGAUUUAUUUGCUUUAUCCUCUACUCACAUGGGUGGGCCAGAAAUAUAUAGUAUGAUCUACUAUCAUCAGAUGAUUAACUUUCCCAAUAAGAUCUUCUCUGCUGCCAGAGGGGACACCAGCAUUUGUCUUAGUGGACACGGAGAGAGUAAAAGGUGUUAACUGUCUCAUUGCUGGAAGCUUUAAAACAGCAGAUUGGUUUAACAGUUUCACAUAUGGAUCGUGCUACAUGACGCGCACCAAGUGACAUAUAUGGCUUGUAUAUUCUUCAAACUGGAAAAACAUCUCUGUUGUAUUUUAUAUUAUAUACCUAAUGGUAUUUAUCUAAUUCAUCAAGGGCAGACAUAGCUAUGUUGUAGAGCAAUACAUUGUUACAUGAUUAUAUCUAACACCUCUGUCAGUUGUUGUGUGUACACAAGAGGUGUAUAUGCAUACAUUUAUAAUGUAAUUCAUUAGAUGUGUAUGUCAGGGAUCUGUAAUGUCUGGGGCUUCAGCAAAACCUCAAGUUCCUACAACCCCCGCGUUAGCUGAGCCAUCUUGGGUUGGCUGGACAUUGCAGCAAUAGAUGGAAUGCAGUUGAAUGUUGUAUUGUGAUGUAAUAUUUUGACUCUUAUUAGCAGUGUGUUUAAUGCAGCUGCAUAGGGGCAGGGUAUAUACAUGAAACAUAUAUGAUUAUGAAAGAUAAGCUUCAUAAUUCAGCUGAACAUAAAGUACAAUUGACCAUUAUAUAGUACAAUGUACAUUUCUUUCAUUUCCAAACAGAUGGAGGAAUAUACUAAUCAACUUUUUAUCAUCACAGAAAUGCUUAUUCUAUGUCCAGAUUUAUACCACACUAUAUGCCACAAUACUUCAGAAAAUAUAGGAUGGCUCAUUUACCUGGUGCAGUUUGCAUAGUGCAAAAAAAUCAGUGCAAUGUUUUUUAACCCUUAAUAUUUACACAAAAUGCAGAAUUUGCCCAGAAUUAAAUCAUAACUGGGGGAACCUACAAAGUAACAGAAAUAAAUUCAGCACAAAAUGCAGGCAACUUCCCAGUGCAGCAAUGCAUUCAGUGUUUUGUAUGAUUCAUUAGGUGCAUGUCAGGAGCAUUUAUGGACACAAGAUGCAAAUGGACCUUAGAAAGUAACACCAAAUCAAGGCAGGUUUUCUACAUUGGGUCCAUGCACCCAGUGCUUUUCACUUUGUGUGCAAUUUAGCAAAGCAAGCUUAAUUGACCAAGGAGUAACUAUGGUUGUGCAGGUAUUGAUGCAAGUACCUAGUGAAUGGCAUUAGGAUGAAUGCAGCUUUGUUUCCAUUUUUGCACUUUUGCACUUUGGUAAAUAAGACAUUCUGCAGAUGAUGCACACUUUGCUUGGCAUCAUACAGCACAUCAUGGCAAAACAUAUGACAAAAUUCAUUUCAAGAGAAAAAGGUGUGACAAUAAUCUGUUUAUAUGGUUGGACAUGGUGAGCAUUCUCAGCCAAAUGUUUUGAGCUCCAUCUAUAUGUGGUAGCAAAAUCCUGCUAUUUAUGUAAUAAAGAUAAUACAUAAUAUGGCAUGGCUAUAAGCUUGUCCGCAAACAUACACCUAAUGCCAUAUUAAUAGCAGCUAUUGCGAUAUGUAUGUCUAUUUACUGAAACGGGUGGCCCAGUACCAUAACCUACAACAUCAAGUUUUCUAAUCAAUCAAUUUUUUUAGUAAAUUAAGGAAGAUAAAAUUGUGAUCCAGAAAACUUGAUCGUGUUUAAUCUCAAAUUUGUUUUCCACAAUCACGUUUCGAAAAAUGAAUACAUUUGCCUUUUUAUUUCUUGUUACUAUGGGUUAAUGGUACAAAUUGCAUUAAUAAUAUCACCAUAAUAUCAUGUAUGGAAUUAUGCUUAUUUGGAAAAGACUUUUUCUCAUUCGAGACAUGAAUGCUGAAAAAGUUUCCUCCAAAAAAACAUUUUGACAUUGCAGUAAAGCAGUGAAAUUAUGUUUUUGCACCAUAGAAGUUUAAAAUGCUGCAUUAAAUAAGAUGUUUAACCUGUUUCUCAUAUAGAGACAUGCUUGAUGUGACCCUCUGCUACUGGCUGCUUGUCUCUUUGAAUUCUUUGAACGUCUCUGCCAAAUGAGAAGGUGUUUAGACCUAAAUAACUGCUUCUGAUAAAUGAAACGUGUGACGCCUCCACUUCUGGUCCGCUAAUGAGAUAACCAUCAUUAGUAUAAAAUCUUAAUUAUUAUGAUACACGAGGGAGGAAUUUCUACCAAAAAAUGCUCUGUCACUUGUGUACCUUCCUUUCAAAUUUGUACCCAGACACUGUAUUCUUUUUCCUUCAUGAACUGACUCUUUGCAUUAACCAAACAUAAUGCUAGAAGCUAGAAGUCAGUGAAUCUUUCACCAGAAAUAGAAUGCACCCUGUUGAAUUAAUAGAGACAUGCAGAAUCUGUUUAUAUUUGACAAAGUAUGGAAACGCUCAUUAUACUCAGUAUAGAGGCAUUCCAGGCUUUAAGCAAAAUAAUCACAACAUAAUAGAAAUGGCCUAUUUUUAGAAAGCAGAUCACAAGGAUUAGAAGUGAGUAUUAGUUCUGUAGUUUUAAUCCAUAGCCAUAGUAUCUGGGACAGCACAGCUUUAAUCAGCAUUUUUAUGACAAUGACUAAAAGUCUGUUCUUUCAAGAUGUUCUCUGUCAGAUUGGCAGUAGUAGAACCCAGAGAGUGGUUAAUUGGGUUUUCCCAGUCACAAUACAUAUUUAAAAUAGUUAAAAGGUGCUAAAAACCUAAUUAUCGUGAUUUUCUCUCGGAAGAAAAUGUACUGACCACUCCCAGCUCCUUAUCUACCAGUUUGUAUGGCAUUUCAUUCCACUACCAAUUUACUAUGGCUUCUGUAAUCUGCUUUUAAAUCCAUCCAUGAUCCUGCUCCCUCCUAAAAGGAACUGUGAUAUUGAAAUAUGUGUUACAUUUUUGCCUUAACUCCAAAUCCUGGUGCUCCUACAGCACAUUUUUAUCUCUUGCAAGCAUAUGGGAGGGCACUGUGUACUUUUUUCUUGAACUUUGCAUUGUGUAAUUGUAUCUCUUCACUUCUGUAAAUGUCAGUGGCGCUUUUUUUUAUAAAAGCUAUACAUUAUACAGUCA